AUGAAUAGCCUUUCCCACUUGUUAAACAAAGCAGCUACGGAGAAUAAACUUGGGUUCCAUUCACAUUGCAAGAAAACAAAACUUACCCAUUUAUCCUUUGCAGAUGAUCUCCUUAUCUUCAUAGAUGGUUCCAUUGAGUCUGUGCAAUGCGUCUUGCAAGUGCUCAAGGACUUUGAAAUCCGCUCGGGCCCGGCUAUCAGCAUGCAGAAGACAAGUUUCUUUGCCUCAGGACUCACAGAUGAUGAAAUCAACCGGAUUCAAGUAUCUACUGGAAUGUCAUGUGGAAGUUUACCUUUUCGAUACUUGGGGGUUCCUCUCAACUCCAGAAAGCUGUCCCUCUCCAACUGUAAUGUUCUGCUGCAGCAAAUGAAGUCCAAAUUCUCCUCCUGGUCUAUAAAAACGCUGUCAUUCUCUGGUAGGACAGGGAGGUUUUGGACAGACAACUGGAGUCCCUAUGGAUGCCUUGAAACUUUCCUUGAUGCUGGUACUACAAGACUAGGCAUCCCGACAAGUGCGACUAUCGCCUCUCUGUAUCGUAAUGGGUCAUGGCGCAUCCCUUCAGCAAGGUCGGUUUUUUUUACGACAAUCAAUCUCACUGAAGAUCCAGACUUUUAUGAGUGGCACAUAAAUGGGAAAACUAGUUUAAAAUUCAAGACGUCGGUAAAUGUUCAAUGGGCGUCGGUUGCUUGGCCUUCAAGGGGGAUUCCGAGACAUAGUUUUCAUUGCUGGCUUGUGAUCAAAGAUCGCCUCCCGACAAGAGAUCGGCUCCUAUGUCUUCUUUGCAACACAAGAACUGAAUCACGCUCUCAGUUAUUCUGGGACUGCAAUUUCUCCUUCGAUUUAUGGUCUAUUGUCUCACGAAGAUGUGGGCUCCAUUCGCAGCGAUCUUGGGAGGAUUCCCUGCAACAGAUGGUCUCUCUCUCCUCUACUCGAUCUUCUCGUCUUCUCACUAUCUGGGCUUGGCAAGCGGCCAUUUACUGGCUUUGGAAUGAAAGGAACGCUCGACUGCAUGCAAACACCUUCAGAGCGGUUGAUACUCUCUUCAUGAUCAUUGAUCGUCAGUUAAGGAAUAAGAUCUUCAGCUUCAGAGACUCUUAA
Messenger RNA from Brassica napus (rape), 1098 nucleotides. RefSeq lists its product as uncharacterized. The transcript has a single exon. The record is from RefSeq and is a predicted model, not a curated record. The coding region runs from base 1 to 1098 and encodes 365 amino acids. Lineage: Eukaryota; Viridiplantae; Streptophyta; Magnoliopsida; Brassicales; Brassicaceae.